UCGUCGUAUUGUGUAGUAGGCCUACAUCUAAGCAUGCUCCGUGUGGUGGGUGUGCUCUCAAAGAAGCGGCCUCUGUACACAAUGGCUGUCUAAAUUAUUUCGUUUGGAUUUUGGCAGUGGAUACACUCACAGUGUUGUAUUUUUUCCAGCCAUGGACUCUCCAUAUAAGAUCCUGUUUGUGGGCAUUCUUGCAAGUUUCCUUGGGUCUUGCAUUGGCCAGAAUAAACCACCAGUUUGGAAUACUGCUUCUUACGAUGUUUUGACAUCUGGUAUCCGUGAAGACACCCCUAUAUCAACUGUUGUUGCAAAUCUCAGUUGUAUUGAUGCCGACGGAGACAGAAUCAAGUACAUCAAAGUGUCUGCUGAUGCUUUUCAAGUCACUCAGCUGGGUCAAGUUAUUCUGAUGUCCCCACUUGACUUUGAAGCAAGGGAUCGCUUCGGUUCUGAUGUUGAAUUUGCCUGUGUUGACGUUGACAGCGAAGGAAAUGAGAUCCAUAAUAGGGUCAAUGCAAGAGUUCAGUUUUCCAUCGAUGAUGCCAAUGAUAAUCCUCCACAAUUUGAGCUGGACAAUCCUGAAGGAUACUCAUUUUCCGUCAGGGAGGAUAUGCCUGUUGGAACUACCUUGGUUCCGGCCAUCACUGUACUAGAUGCUGACAGAACAGUUAAUGCCAAACUGGACAGACUGUACUUUAUUUGUGACAGUGACAUUCCCAGUGAAACAAACAACCUUGAUGCUACCAGCCGAGAGACCUGUAACAAGUUUCGACUGGAAUAUACACAAGAAAAUGAGGGUGUAUACACGGCAUCAGUUGUACUUAAAGCACCUUUGGACUAUGAAGAACGGCCUGUCUAUUCUUCCAAACUUGUUGCUGUAGAUGGACCAGGUCUUGGAAUCAGUCACCUCUCCUCAACCACCAACAUUCAGUUCAACCUUGUGGAUGCUCAGGAUGUUGGUCCUGUCUUCACCAACCCUGGUGCCAGUACAAACGUUCCUGAAAACAUCCCAGUUAACACAGUGCUGUCAUUUGCCGUGUCUGCUAGAGAUGGAGACACAGGAGCCAGGAGACCUGUGAAAUUGGAAAUCGUAGAAGAUGUGUAUGGUGUUUUCAACCUCACCACUACUACGGAGUCGCUGACUGAGUCUGGUGUUUAUGAAUCCAGUAUUAUUGUUGUGAAUAAACUGGAUAGGGAGGCUGUUGACAAUUCCUAUGCAUUUGUGAUUAAGGCUAUUGAGUUGGACAACUCUGUACCUGGUAGUCCACCCACAGAAACUUCUGCAACAGCAACAGCAACCUACUCAAUUUUUGUAUCUGAUGUGAAUGACAACCCACCAGAGUUCGAAGAACCUGUUUAUUAUGUCAAUGUGACAGAGAAGACGUAUGAUCCCAACUACAAAGAGGUGCAGAUUGCGGAUCUCCACAUUGUCUGUCUCGACAGAGAUGAGCCGUCUAAUGCUGAGUAUGAGGUGAAAAUUGUGAGCCAGCCAUACCCUUCAGCUUACAGUGUAAGCCCUGCCGUGAGUUCCUUCGUUGGUUCGGGUAGCAUGUUCCUGCAGAUAGAUGACCCGCGGUAUUUGGACUAUGAUGUUCCGGAAUACCGGAAUCAAGUUGUUGUGCUGGAAGCCAGAGAACUUAAAACCGCUGAGCUAUUCUCGAGCACCACAAAGGUUGUCAUCAAUCUUGUGGAUCUCAAUGACAACACUCCUAUAUUAAAUGCGGUUUCAUAUGGUGCAAAUGUCAGUGAAAGUGUGAACACCUUUCCAUAUCCUCUACUAAGAGUGUUUGCCUCGGACAAAGAUUCUGGCUUGAAUGGUGAAGUGGAAUAUAGACUGGAAGGAGGAUUCUCUGAUAAGUUUUCAAUUGAUUCUGUGUCUGGACAACUAGAUCUAGUUGCUCCUCUUGAUUAUGAGCUCGAGCAGUCUUACGUUUUCUUGGUGUAUGCGUCUGACAAAGGAGAGAUACCCAAGUCCAGCCAGGCCCAGGUCAUGGUGAAUGUGCUGAAUUUCAAUGACCUAGGGCCGGUCUUCAGGCAGCCUUCCUAUGAGACAUCUGUUAGUGAGACAAGUCUGAACUUCCUCAAUCCCAUUACCAUCACUGCUGUGGAUAAUGAAGACGGCACAGGCAGAAUUUCGUACAGUAUUGUGAGUGGACAAAGCCCGAACAAUGCCUUCCUUAUUGAACCCUACAACGGAACCCUUUCACUAAGAGCCACUUUAGAUUAUGAUACAACACCAACGGAUGCUCAAGGCAAUAAGCUGGGAUACUUCUCCCUGACUGUUCAGGCUUCUGACGGUGGUAAUCCUCCACAGACAAACAGUGUGCCGGUCAAAGUAAAUGUUAUUGAUCAAAACAACCACUCUCCUAUUUUGUUUCCCAAAGUGUACCAAGCUACCAUCUCUGAGCUUGCUGAGCCAGGCACUGUGGUGGCUGACGUCAAUGGAACUGACCUUGAUGGUGGUGCCUUUGGGAAGAUCACCUACCGCCUUGGCAGUGGAAGCUCUGGAAACUUCCGAGUGGACCCGGACACUGGUGUUGUGACAGUGGCUGGGGAGAACAACUUUGAUUACAAUAUCAGAACCAGCUACGAUUUCCAGAUCCUUGCAACAGACGGUGGGGCCCCACAGCUAAAUGACACAGCGAAUGUCUCAGUGGUCAUCUUGGAUGCCAACAACAAGCCACCUAAAUUUGAUAAAUUCUUGUACAGAGCCAACGCACAGGAAACUGAUCCCAUAGGGACCCCAGUGCUUACCACAGAGGCUCAAGAUCCAGAUUCCACCAAACGGCUUGUUUACUCUCUGCAGUCUUUUGAAGCCAGUGACAAGAAUGGAAAUAAGCUUUCGGACUCUGACAAUUAUGAUUACACUCAAGCAUUUGCUAUUGACCAAAAUGGACGGAUCACAAUCAAUGGAAAACUGGAUAAAGACAUUGCUCAAGAAAUUUCGUUCUCUGUCAAAGUUCAGGACGUAAAUGCAGAGAAAGGGGUCCAAACAGCUACAGCCCAAGUGACCAUUAUAAUUGAAGGCGAGCCCGACACUGCCAUCAGGUUUGACCCUAUCCCCGUCAGCUUUAUGAACGAAGAUGAGGUGGUGGGUUACAGAGCAGCUACAGUCACGGCCAACGACCCUCAAGCUACUGGUAUCAUAUAUUCCAAGCUGGAGCCUUCCUCUGAGUACUUUUCGGUUACUGCUGGUGGCCAGAUCCUCCUUGCUCGUCAAGUGGACUAUGAAACGGUGGUCAAAGAACACCAGAUCAUUGUGAAGGCCAUGUCUACAGAUGGGCUGCGAAGUGCAACAGCCACGGUCACUGUCAGCAUUAAUGACGUCAACGACAACUCUCCAGUAUUCCAGAGGAAGAGUUAUUAUGCGGAAAUCUCGGAGACAGCCCAGUAUCCGACAGAGGUCGUCACUGUGCUGGCUACUGAUGUUGACAGCUCCAGUUUUGGUCCCAUCGACUACAGAAUCUCUGGUGGCUUGGGAUCUGAGGAUUUCACCCUGUUCCGGAAGGAUAUAGAUGCUGUUGUCUUGGUUGCUGAGGGGGCGCAGCUGGACUACAACAGACGCAACCUGUACAAGCUUGACAUUCUUGCCAUUGACAACCCAAAUGUGGAUACAUCAUUUUCCAAUCUCAGGAGAACCAGCACUGCGGUGUUGACUAUCAAGCUCAUUGACGAGAACAACCACUCGCCAGUUUUCAAAGAUGAUUCUCGGAGUUAUGUUGUUCCGGAAACUGCUGAUGUUGGUUCUGAGAUUUCGAGUGUGCAAGCAUUUGAUGAUGACAUCGGCGAGAAUGGUCGCAUUACUUAUUCCCUUGAAGCAAAUGGUGUGGUCAAUAGUCUUGAAGCGUUGUCGCUGUUUCAAAUCUCACCCUUGUUUGGCACAAUCUAUGUGGCCACCAGCCUUGUGGGUAAAGGAGACAAGAAGUACUCGCUGAGGGUGCGAGCCCGGGACAACGGCAACGUGCCCAGGACGGAUUUCAUGACCAUUGAUAUCACAGUCCUCAGCACUGAGGAUAACGAUGGCAACCCCAGGUGGCUGGGACCACCAGUGGGGCACGUUGUCUAUGCCCCCGAGGAGGAGACCAACUAUGUUGUCAAAGAUCAUGGUGGGAAUGAAUUGUUCUUUGAUGCUGAAGCCCGCACUGGCACCAACAUCACUUUUGAACUGUCAGCAAGCAGUGACAGUUACUCAAGUUUCAGGAUGGACUCCAACGGACGUUUAACCAUUGUACAACCGCUAGAUCGAGAGCGCCAAGAAAGUUAUCAGCUACUUGUGUACGCUCAAGACACAAGUAGCCCGCUCCAAAUUAGGACUGGCCGCACUGUGAUACUUGAGCUCACUGACAAGAAUGACAACGACGCUACCUUCAGUAAUCCAAAUGGCUAUCCAGCAUGUGGCAGUGGGCUGAGUCAACCUGUGAUAGUGACGGUGGAAGAAAAUGAGCCUGUGAAUACAACCAUCAGAAGACUUUCAGGAUGCGACCCAGACGGUCCUGGGAACAAUGCUGUUACUUAUGAGCUCUAUUCGGACAAUGAAUAUUGCCGGAGAGGUAAUGCGAUGUCUGCCCUGAGUCUCAAUCCCGAUGGACGUUUGGUCACACGCCGCAUUGUAGACUAUGAGGAAAGCACAGAGUUCUACAUGUGUGUCAGGAUCAGGUCUGAGGUUCCAGCAAGUGUCAGCCGUAGAAAGAGGGCCUUUGACAUGUCCGCAGUCCGACCUCUUCAGGAUGAUGUGGCCUACAUCGAGGUGCGGGUCAUCGAUCAGAACGAUAAUGGACCCAAGUUCCCAUCACCUACAGCUAUUGCUGCUAUUCAAGCUACUGGAAAUACCUAUGCAACAGUCGAUGGUCCCUCUGGAAGAGUUCAUACUUUUGAUGCCAGGGAUGCAGAUGGAAAAGGCAACAACGCUAUUAACUACCAAAUCCUGAGGUCUGUAUUUUUUGCCCAAGGCGAAAGCGGUUCUGUUGGUCUCAGCGCCUUUAAAGUGGAUGGUGAUGGCUACAACACAGGCAUCUUCACAGUUCUCAGCUCAUAUAAAGCUUUCUCCGGAGGUGUGUUCGUCCUGGAGGUGCGGGCGCAAGAUGCCCAGAACAGCGAUCUGUUUGAUAAGCAGAUAAUCUCAAUCUACGUCUAUGAACUUGGACAAGCUGUAAAGCUGGUUCUCAAGGUUCCAGCCAGUCAGGGCUAUAGUUUGGGAGAACCUCUCAUCAGUGGUCUGAGUGCUGUCUCACCAAGGUAUACUUUGCAGUUCCUUAGUGUCUCGGAACACAGAUCACAGUCUGGUUCAAACACUGCCAGGACGGACGUUUGCUUCUUGGCCUCAGACGUUGACAGUAAGACCAUCCUGAACAUCCGCCAGGUUGUGGACCUGAUGGAGCAGAAGGGUUUCAGUGAUGUGCUGAAGAAUGCCACGUACAAAUACAUUGACCGAGGGCAAUGCUACCCGUCCAAGUCAUCGGAAGAUGAGCUGAAGUGGAGGGACCUGUGGUGGGUCUUGGUGGCCGUGGCCAUCUUUAUGUUUAUCUGCUGUGUCAUCCUCAUCAUUCUGGCCAUCGUGCUGUACAAAAACUACAAAAAAUACAUGAAAACCAAGAAGACAUAUUUAGUUCAAGAUUGAGACUACUUUAAUUUCUACGUGAAUGGGUGCUGUGGCUGUUGGCACUGCUGUGAACUUUCCAAGGGAUGAAAACACUUUUCUGUCCACCUCCAUCAAGACUUUUGUAGUAGACAAAGGAUGGAAAAAAUUAACUGAUAAUUUAUGCAGCCUCUAAUUGUGAAACAUCAGUUUGUCGGCGAAACUUUUUUAUCUUUUUGGGAACCAAUGUUGGUCAAUAUUGUUUGCAGAUGGGGACUUUUUGUUUGUUAUCACUCUUAAAAGUGCAAAAAAAAAAAUUCCUGGUGUAAAUCGCAGUAAAAAUAGAUUUUGUGUGAAUUGUGUUCUUACUGAGAGUGUUGUUAGACCUUUCUAAUCAAGUUUGUGAUAGUAUAGGCUAAUAUAAUUCUGACAAUAAUGUCACUUCAGGGGCCCAGACAAGUCAUUGACAUUUAUUUUUAAAAACUUUUAUCAGCAAUGUCCUGUGUAUAGACUAUGACGGAAGAAAAGAUUUCAGCAUUGUCAACACUAGAAGCUGUUGGCGAAACAAACUUUAAAAGAUGUCAUACCGUAUAUCAAAUGCUUGACAUGGAACUUUUUGUCAAAAUUAGUUAGCUCUAAUCUACCUUUUGUGUCAUGGCACUUUGUCAAAAGGAACCAUUUUUUACCUUUUUUAUAUUGUCAAACAAUUUGUCUUUAUGUUUCCCACGAAUAUAAAAAAAUAUGUAAACAAAUAAUAGUUGAAAAGAUAAACUAUUGUUCCCUUUUUAAAAAAAAA
Molecule: messenger RNA, 6365 nt
Organism: Aplysia californica (California sea hare)
Lineage: Eukaryota; Metazoa; Mollusca; Gastropoda; Aplysiida; Aplysiidae
Product: protocadherin Fat 4
Exons: 42
Coding region: 152-5611 (1819 amino acids)
Biological process (GO): homophilic cell-cell adhesion
Cellular component (GO): plasma membrane
Molecular function (GO): calcium ion binding
Source: RefSeq, a predicted model, not a curated record